This is a messenger RNA of Suillus subalutaceus, 750 nucleotides long. RefSeq lists its product as uncharacterized. The record is from RefSeq and is a predicted model, not a curated record. The transcript has 7 exons. Lineage: Eukaryota; Fungi; Basidiomycota; Agaricomycetes; Boletales; Suillaceae. Bases 1 to 750 code for a protein of 249 amino acids.
AUGGGAGUGAAUUCUACAUGGGUUGCACUGCUUGACGUAGUGCUGGUGAAAGUAGGACUGCUUGGUCGAGCAGGAGAUGAGACUGGUGAUGAAGACGCAACUUCCUGUGCACUCACUGGCUUAAGUCUAAGCAAAGUCUACGCUACAAUGCUAUGUCCCAACUGCAAAUUGGGGGAAUAUCCAUCCAUUGAGUAUGACCACAAACAUUACCUGUCCCUUCUGUAUUCAAUCAAGGUGGUCGGAUACCUGUCACUGGUACCUGUCACCCGCAAUCUGGAUACAUCUAUGGUGUCGAUAAAUCCUUACUACCCUUUCCCUGAUGAAGGCGAGUGGGAAUUAGGGAGGUUUUUGGCGAAAAACCUUACUCAAACCCAAAUAACGAAGUUCUUGAAGUUAAGAUGGUUUGACACUCCGGAUCGCACAAAACCAUCUUUCACCACAAAAGAUAACCUCCUGGACUGGAUGGACUCACUGCCUUCUUUUACCCUGUGGAAAGUCUCCAAAUUAGAAUUUAAAGGCUAUAAGACUGUCCAUCCUGUGGAGCUCAUUUGGCACGAUGCGCUGGAGGUUGUCAAGCAACUAUUUAGUGACCCAACUUUCGCGAACAACAUGACCUUUCACCCUCACAUUGCUAAUGUCAACAAUCAGCAUGAAUAUGGAGACCACAUGAGUGCCGAUAUGGCAUGGAAGACUUCAGGACCAUCUCCCAUUGGGUGUGACUCAAGUCCUGAUAAUCUUGGGAUCCAAUAG